AUGAAAACAUGCCAUGCUCACUUGUCGCAUAUUGAGGCCCAUUUGGUGGCAGCCAGCGGCGAGUUUGUGGGAACCUUUUUAUGGUUAUGGACGAGUUACGCCGGCCAUCUAAUGGCACUGCAUCAGGCGCCAGGAGAGGCUCCAGAGGGCGGAUUGCUGCACACGACAAUCAUGGCGGCGGCACUGGCGUAUGCACUGCCUUUGCUCGCCAACAUCUGGGCGUUCUACCGUAUCAGCGGAGGAGUGUUUAACCCAGCUAUCACGCUUGGCCUCGUGGCCGCAGGACAACUACCCCCGAAACGAGCACUCUUUCUGUUCCCUGCCCAACUGCUAGCUGCCUUAUCAGCCGCCGGGCUCGUGCAGUGCAUGUUCCCAUGGGAUGUCAGCGAAGCGAAUACCACUCUCGCCACGAACGUCUCCGUUACCCAGGGCUUGUUUAUCGAGAUGUUCCUGACGUCGGAGCUCAUCUUUGUUGUCCUCAUGUUGGCGGCCGAGAAGCAGAAGGCGACAUAUCUGGCCCCAAUGGCUAUCGGCCUGGCCGUGUUUGGUCUCAUGAUGGGAGGUGGCAUUUACACGGGAGCUGGACUCAACCCCGCCCGCAGUCUCGGAUGUGCCGUUGCUGGAUCGAGCUUCCCCGGCUAUCACUGGAUUUACUGGAUCGGCCCUGGUUUGGGCGGCCUGUUGGGGGCCAUGUACUACCGCAUCGUCAAGUUGAUUCACUACGAGGAGGCGAACCCUGGACAAGACGCAGAAGGAGGUGCUCUUCCCGAUGGCGCUACGGUGCCGAAGAAUCUGUAA
Messenger RNA from Colletotrichum truncatum, 798 nucleotides. Its product is annotated as Aquaporin-2-like protein 2. Gene Ontology annotation, molecular function: water channel activity. NCBI's taxonomy places the organism in Eukaryota, Fungi, Ascomycota, Sordariomycetes, Glomerellales, Glomerellaceae. Gene Ontology annotation, biological process: transmembrane transport; water transport. The record is from RefSeq and is a predicted model, not a curated record. Gene Ontology annotation, cellular component: plasma membrane.